UCUCGGUUUAAUAGCCAACCCUCUCGUAACAACAAUAUCACACGUGCGAUUUAGAAUCGUUUCCCCUCUUAUCACAAUAAUUUACGAAGUAUUAGCACACUCGAUUAUCGCGUUUAUCGAAUUUCAUCGGCAAUGUUUAGAUUGUUGAGAUAUUUUUUUAACGUUGUGAGUGGGUUAUGGUACGUGAUUGGUCGGUCCCUCAUCUCUCAAAGACACACGUACCAUUAUCACGUCGAAGCGGUUAGGUCGCCAACAAAAUACCGAGGGCGAUUUUGCAGAAAACCACAACCGUGCGCCGACAUCCAUCCAUCCACUCCCACUUGUUAAGUGACGUACACUGACGUCAUCGAUAGUUUACCUUGAGGCAUGACAUUGAGGAGCAUAGCUGCCAAUUCACGGUUACAAAAAACACCACUUGUUUGCGAAUUUUGGUUUUAUUUUGGCGCAUGCUAAUGAGACUGGAGGAGGCCCAUUGUUUUUGCUUUUUUUUUCUCGAGGCGACUGGGCUCUUUGACUAGGGGGAAUUUUUUGUGCUUGACAAAAUGGAGGAGCUGGGGUAUUGUGAAUGAUUACACAGGGUUUUUCCGACUGAUUAGAUCCUCGUGAUUGGAGGUUAUCACUGAUGGAAUUGUGAUUACUGUUUUCGUUUCUUUGCAAUCGGGUUUUUGAAGAAUACGUGGAACCUAGUGACAUCUGGAUCGUCUGGGGACAUAGUUUUUGUCACUAGGGGCUUUUUGUACCGCGUUGUCAAUAAACAUUGGGGAAUUCUGGAUAAUUGUAAACAUUGUGACAGAGUACCUCCAAAAACCGGAUCUUUACUGCUGAAGGUGAAUGGGUGAGGUUUUUCUGGGGGAGGGGGGGAUUUGUUUUUCGGUGGAUCGUGAUGGGAAUUGACAAAUGAAAAGUGGAGAGAAAAACAAUUGGAGUUUGGGGGAGACGUCAGUCAGAGGAAUAUUCGAGGAUCAAGGGUCAUCAGAGGGUAAUAAAUGUUGUGAAUAAAUUUCGUGUAGGUUGAAUGUAUUUUCUUUAAUGAACAUCUGAAGAUGGCUUGCUUGGAAACAACUCCUCAGAUGUACAGCAAGUGGUGGGAGAAGAAAAGCAUAAAAGACAAAAUUAAAAUAAAUAAUGUGAAUGCACAAAAUGACACGACAUUGAAUGUGGUCAGUGAUGGGCCCUCGGUGAAUUCUCCUGAACUUGAGGAAUUUAAGAAGAAAAUUCUGGCAUUGAAGAAUCUUCUGGAUCAUGACCCUCAUGCAGCUGAUUUCAAGUGGUCUCUAUUCGUUACUGCGUGCAAUACUUAUCGACACGACAGUUGUUUGAAGCCAUUCCCCCCAGCUUAUACUCAGAAUGAAUGCAAAGAUGUGGAGAAACUGAGAAAAGUUGUGGAAGGAAUUCCACCACUGGCAAUUGUGUAUCAACGAUUGGACGAUCCUAAACUGUAUGAGGACCACAAAGAAGCUAUUGAAUUGCUCUAUUGGGUCUUGAUAACCCUUCGCGAUCCCUAUCUUAAAUCCACCAAGAAAGAAAAUUACGAGACAAUACUGAGCAGAGUGCCAUCCGAAGUGAUGGUUGCAAGGCCAAAUUUAAUAUUCCAAGUGGCAACUCCAAAUCAAUCGUCCAAGGAGGAUCGCUGGAAAGCAUCGAUAAAAGGUCAUUCCACUUUUUACGCCUACCAUGGAAGUAGAUUGGAGAACUUUCAUUCCAUUAUUCAUUAUGGUAUUCAGCAACACAUGAGCCAGCCAGGGCUCUUUGGAGAUGGCAUUUACCUUUCCAGCGAACUUGGAGUCAGCUUGAGGUUCAGCCCUGUGGGGUACGGCUGGGGUGGAAGUAUGCUGGGGAGUGAAAUGAGUUGCAUUGCAUUAUGCGAAGUUGUUAAUCAUCCAGACGUGAAAAAAGGAGACACUAACGGUGAUACCCCCAAGGGCUUUGCCAUGUCCGUCAGGGAUAAAAUUCCGAAUAAGUAUUAUUUAGUUCAGAACAGUGAUUUGGUGAGAAUUCGGUAUCUCCUGGUCUACAGUCAAGACUUCUGUUCAUUCAAAAAGACUGAGAGCACUGGACUCGUCGGCUGGUUCAAACAGAACAAGUUCCUAACAUUUGUCCUUGGAUAUGUUGUGUUAUUAGUCUCAGUUGGAUUGAGUCAAAAUAGAAGUGUGGAAAAAUACUACAGAUUUUUCAUUCAAAAAGUUGGUCUCGACUAACUGAUGUAUUUAUCAUUUAGAUGAAUUUAUCGCCAACGAAAUUAGGCAGUUUUUUAAAUAUUUUAUUUUUACGAAUAUUUUCAUUACGAAUGUCUUAUACCGCGCGAGAAAAUUAUAUAAAACGGAUAAUGUACAUUUUUAUACAAAUGACCUUUGUGGAUUUAUUAGAAUUUACAAAUUCGUUAGCCACCGUUAGUGACGACCGAGGAUUAUGGGAAAAUUUUCCGUUACAAGGUAGUCAUCCUCGAAAACGACGAUCAGGUUCACUUCAAAUUCUGAAAUGAGAAAUUGUGUCCAUGAAUUUAUUUUUAUAUUGUUGAAUUUCAGGCACUUUUAUCAUUUCUCAAAAUGAUAAUAUUAAGUUUUCAAUCAUUAUCAUUGAAGUUUAGGUAAUUCACUGAUAUUUUAAUACCAAAAUCGUAACGUUUCAAGAAUUUUUAAUUUAAAUGUUCUACCAUUGAGUCUUACCAAUUUUGAAGUUACUGGUGCUCAACGUCGGACAGGUGAAUAAUCUCGGAAAUAUCAUGUAAAUAGGUACGGGUAAACCAAUGCAAACAUUCCCCUCGCCGAUCUGUAUAUUCUGGAUUUCGGUUGCUGUGAAUAAUAAAAAUGACCUCAUGUUUUCAAUA
Diachasma alloeum is the source of this 2827-nucleotide messenger RNA. RefSeq names its product protein mono-ADP-ribosyltransferase PARP16 (gene Parp16). NCBI's taxonomy places the organism in Eukaryota, Metazoa, Arthropoda, Insecta, Hymenoptera, Braconidae. The record is from RefSeq and is a predicted model, not a curated record. The transcript has 7 exons. Gene Ontology annotation, cellular component: nuclear envelope; endoplasmic reticulum tubular network; membrane. Gene Ontology annotation, biological process: endoplasmic reticulum unfolded protein response. Gene Ontology annotation, molecular function: kinase binding; NAD+ poly-ADP-ribosyltransferase activity; protein serine/threonine kinase activator activity. The coding region runs from base 1044 to 2198 and encodes 384 amino acids.